Brienomyrus brachyistius is the source of this 1384-nucleotide messenger RNA. RefSeq lists its product as uncharacterized. The transcript has 4 exons. The record is from RefSeq and is a predicted model, not a curated record. Gene Ontology annotation, molecular function: phosphotransferase activity, for other substituted phosphate groups. Gene Ontology annotation, biological process: phospholipid biosynthetic process. Bases 219 to 893 code for a protein of 224 amino acids. Lineage: Eukaryota; Metazoa; Chordata; Actinopteri; Osteoglossiformes; Mormyridae. Gene Ontology annotation, cellular component: membrane.
CGUUUUACGACAGAAGCUGCAGAGCGCCGGUGUUUCCCGGUAACCGGCUCCUGACAACUGUUGCUGUGGUUUCAAGAACGUCACACGUUUUCUGAUGUUAUUAUGGGCUUCGGUUUCAGUCGGUUGAAAUCCCUGGAAGGUUACUGAAAUGGGACUGGAAGUUUUAUUGUAUGUGCCUAAUUUAAUUGGUAAGGUAAAAAUGCCUGCGUAAUCUUUAGAUGUACUUUUAUGUGUGUUUUGCUUAUUAUCGUGAUAGUCAACGUCUCAUUAAAAUCUCAUUAUUUUCAGGUUAUGUCCGGGUCCUUUUAGUCCUUGCAGCAUGGGCUGGUUUCAACAACCCGGAGAUUUUUGUGCCGUGCUAUGGCAUUUCUGUCGUAUUGGACGGGGUCGAUGGUUUUGUGGCGCGCCGCCUCCAGCAGACCUCCGAACUGGGAGCAUGGCUGGAUGUAGUCAUUGACAACACUGGACGGGGGAUGUUAUGGAGCAUGCUGUUUCAGUGGGGUUGGCUGGUGCCCUCAUUGGAGUGGAAUGUGUUCGUGUGUAAUCACAGAGUCCGUGGUGCCGAGUGGAAAUGCUCCUUCUCUGACAGUCCUCGCUGGGUCCAGGCUGUCAUGGCCAACAGUUUUAAAAGUCCUCUCGGAGUCCUGGCGAUCAGUGGUCUACACAUUCUGCCUGUGUGGCUGUAUGGUCUCCAGAUGGGCAUCCUUACCCAGAUCCUCCACCUGCCAGCCUGGCUACAAACUCUGGGAACCCUCUUACUCUCCAUGGGCCGGCUGCUGUGCCUUUCUGUGGAGGUAGGUGGAUACAUGGAGUGGAGCACGACUGUUGGCUAUGGAGAUAAAUUGGUAGUUCAGCAAAUAAUCAAAUUUUCAGGUUCUAUAAUUCAAAGAUGAGUAUUUAUGCUGAAAUACACAGUAGGAGUGCCAGUUUGUACUUGAGCAUCUGGGGGCUUCCACCUGCUCCAUCGUGGAAUCCAAUAACCUCCUAGUCAUCUCUUUCAGAUAUGGUGCAUCUGGACUCAUGUCAGGUUCCUCACCAGAAAUGAGACGCUGCUAAAAAAGGUGGAGUGAGAGGAGCAAGAUUAUUAUAACCGAACCUACAUCCUACUAGUAAAGGAUCCAGUAGGACAUAAUUGCACUUGGCCUGUCAGAGCUUCGCUUCCAGGACCGGAAUGCUUAGAGAAGCAAUCUGCCUGCUAGUAUGUUAUUUAUACAAUGUGUUCCUUUUAAGCCGGCCACAAAGGAAGGUUUGAUUCUGUUGAGAACAUGAAAAAGUGGCAUGUACCCACGCGUAAGCUGCUUUGCAUUGUUCAUAGACGUUUUAUAAUAAUUUUAGUGCUUUUGAAGGUAACUCCAAAAUAGGAAUAAAACAUACCUAAAAUAUU